AAUCGCAUCGGAGCUGUAGACGGAGUCAGGGAGGUCUACCGAGACGAGGAGUAAACACGGUGGCUGGUCCGCGCGCAGCACGGCACACGGUCAUCGAGAGGCGAGGAGUGGGCGGUGGAGGGAACCUGGAGCGGGAAAGAGAGAGAGAAGGGAGACGUAGUGGGAGAAAGCGAGAAAGAGGGAGAAAGAGUGUGUGUGAGAGAGAGAGUGAGCGGACGAUACGAGCCGUGUGCGUGCAUGCGUGUGAGCGAGCGAGCAAGAGAGAGAAAGAGAGAGAGAGAGACAGACGUGAGAAGCGAGAUAGAGCGAACGAGUAGGCCAGCGAGACGAUCACGAUGUACGGAGGCGAGCACAAGCGGCCAGGGGCACAGGGCUGAGGGCUGAGGGCUCGACGGGGGCCUCGAUUAACGUUCACGGGCCGGCCGCGGCGCAGCCAGCGAGCGAUGGAGCAGCCCAAGACUCCGACGUCCCGGCUGUUCAACGUGACCUGCAUCGAGAACAAGGACGAGCUGGAAGAGAAAUUCGAGAGAUGCUACUCAACGUUCCAAAAUCUGAUUGCGGGACUUUCUGAGAAGGAGAUCCACGAUACAUUGAAUAAUGUCAUGUGCAAGGAGAAGACGUAUGAAGAUGUUUCCCUGGGUUUACUAAUGAUGAUCUUGACAGAUCCGCAGAAUGCUGCCAAGAGUUAUAGAGACUUGACAUUGAUCACGCGAGAUGGCCUAGGCAUUGUGAUGGCCCAUCUCAAUCAAUUAGUACUGGACAAAUAUUUGAGAUUCAAUGAUGUCACCAGGAACCAGUUACUGUGGUUGCUAAGGGAAAUGAUAAGGACUAGUGUAACUAAUGUGGAUAAUCUUUGUUUGAGUUUAUUGAGGCAUGCGGCAGGUGGGGAUAUUUCCCCGAGGAACUUGUGUCUAGUUGACACUCUCUUAGAUAUUUUUCAAGAGAAUCGAACGUGGUUGGACAAAUUUCCUCUUUUAGUAGCAUCAAUUGUGUACACAUAUUUACGGUUAAUAGAAGACCACAAUGCACCUCAUUUGGCUGGUUUGCGGCAAAAGGAAGUGACCUUCACGGUAUCUCUGAUAAGGGAGCGAAUGGCGGACUGCCUGGCCAUCGGAAGAGACUUCAUUCGUUUACUGCAGAACGUCGCGAGAAUACCAGAAUUUGAAGCACUGUGGAAGGAUAUAUUACUCAAUCCAAAAAAUCUUUGUCCAAAUUUUAGUGGAGUUCUUCAGUUAUUACAAACUAGAACCUCCAGAAGAUUUUUGCAAUCUCGUUUGACACCGGAAAUGGAGAGAAAGCUUGUGUUUCUGACGAGUAACGUCCGUUUUGGAAAUCACAAGCGUUAUCAGGAUUGGUUUCAGAGGCAAUACUUGGCAACACCUGAAUCUCAAUCAUUGAGAUGUGAUCUUAUUCGAUUCAUUGUUGGAGUUAUACAUCCCACGAACGAACUGCUGUGCUCCGACAUUAUUCCGCGAUGGGCAGUAAUAGGGUGGUUAUUCACAACGUGCACUUCCACUGUGGCUGCCAGUAAUGCGAAGCUAGCUCUGUUCUACGACUGGCUGUUCUUUGAACCUGAGAAAGACAACAUCAUGAACAUUGAGCCAGCGAUUCUUGUUAUGCACAAUUCAAUGAGGUCUCAUCCACCUGUCACUGCCACACUUCUAGAUUUUUUAUGCAGGAUAAUACCAAACUUUUAUCCCGUGCUAACGGAUAAAGUGAGAAACGGCAUAUUUUCAUCAUUGCGACAAAUUUUGGAGAAACGCGUUUUGCCUAGUUUAUACCCGUUAUUCGAUAGCCCGAAACUCGAUCGAGAAUUGAGGAGCAAGAUACGGGAAACCUUCAAAGAAUUCUGUCUACCAAACUCAGAACCUGGUAAUAAGGUUCUGAAAUAUUCAGGUAAAAUGGAAGAGCUCAACAAGGAGCACAAUCCAGGAACUGUAAUAGAGAAUACUACAAAUUCUACGGUGGAGAAUAACCAUGUGGCACAGGAUCCAGAACCAGCGUUCAGUGACGAAGAAGAGGAGUCUCCUCUUAGAAUAGUGACGAAAGUGGAAGAUGAAGAGGACGAGGAGGAUGUACCGUUGUCUACGGUUAAAUUGAAAAACGAGCAAAAGAACGCAAACUGUGUUGUUAAAAAAGAGGAUAUCACGUCGCAUUUGCGUCUUAUAUUGGAGCCGGAGGAGCUGCGAACUAGCAUAGAAACAUUGCAUAUGGAGACUGAUAAUGAGUCGAGGUGCCAAACGAUGGAAAGAAUAGUACAAAUGGUCGUGGAGGAUGAAAUAGAUGCAGAGACGAUACCUGCGUUAGCGUCCUGCAUAUCAACUAUCUUAUCGUCGCAAAUCACGGCACAGAUCUUUCCGUCGGAUAAUUUGAACGAGGAAGCGCUGGCUGAUAGUAUAAGCACGCCGUUGUUUGUUAUGUUUAGAAACCAAUUUCAAUUAUGCAAAGAGGAAGAUAAUAGGCGAAAGCUUUUGGCCAGGGUAUUGGCAGAAAUGCAGUCGGUUCAAUCCAGGAUAGGUUACCUCCUUCUCUAUUUUUUAAAAGUCUGGGGCAGAGAAGAGGGAAAGAGAGAAGGCGAACCAAGGUUAGACGAAAAGUAUGACAUAUUUAACGAACAAAGAGUAAAAACAAAUAGUGUAACCUUUCAACUAUUCCAUUUCAGCAAUGUUCUAAACGAUGUCAAAGCAUCAGUAUACAAGGACUUUUGCGCGCAGAGAGAAAAAAAAUUAGACGCGUGUUUGGUAUCAGAUUUAAAGCUUUGCCACGAAGACAACAUAUUUAUGUUGUGUUAUCUCGUGCCCGACGUGUAUACAGGAUUUCAAAACGUUGCCCUCGGAAAUGUUCAAUUGUUGCAUCUGGUCGUGUCCACUGUGGACUCGUAUCAGUUGCAGGAUCUAGUUUGUCAAAUAAUGCAAGGUCAUUUAAAGAUGUUGAAAAAGGAAUCGUUCACCGCGCUAUUGACAGCUAGCUUAAACUGGGAAACAUUUGAGCAGUACUGUUUCUGGCAGCUCAUACUCGCACACGAUUUUCCCAUCGAUUACGUACUGCCGGUUUUGCCGAAAUUACAAUUUCGUAAUCACGCGGAGGCGCUUACCUCAAUCCUGUUGAUGCUUAAGCGAGAAAAGCCAACGUUGGAUCUUUUACGACAACUAUUCGCCCGGCAGAGCGUUGACGAUGAUAAGUUUGUCGUAUCCGCGCUACGCUACUGGUGUCGCGACUACGAAGAAAAACUCGGUGAGCUGCUUGCGAACUUGCUUAGCACCCGUUACCCUGCAACCAGUCCAAACAAACGGAAACGUUCUGGAGCUAAACAAAAUCAACAGUCUGGUCCUCCUACCGGCGAACAGGUUCUCGGUCAUUUAGAUCAAUUACGCCAACACUGUAUGUCUUCCGCGGAAUUGCAAUUGUAUCAUUCAGAAGGAAUGCAAAGGGCAUUACAGCAAGCGCAGACAGCAGGUAGCGACUCGUUAAGAAAAAGCUACGGCGACCUAUUUGCGCUUGCAGAAAUUAAUGAGGAGAAUGAACCGCCACCACCGAGUAGUUCCGCGAGAAAACACACUGCUUCCUCCGGGGGAAGUGGUGUUAGUGGUAAGGGUGGCCACAGAAAAACCGGUGCUAACACGAGAGAAAGAUCCAAUCUGAAGAGACCACUUCCGCGAUAUCAUAUUGAUAGUACCUCUACCAGUGAGGAAGAAGAAAUUGUUAAUCCAAAGCAAGCGAAAAAAAGAAAAAAGAUCAAUCCAGUGGGCUCGGACAGCGACUGACCACCCAGUGUCUUCAUAUGUCACAUGGACCACGUCACGUGUGUGCAGCAAGCUAAACUAGCCUUAAGAAUAGUAAGAUAAUAUAUGUAUAUAUAUACACACACACACACACACAUACAUACACAUAUAUAUAUGUAUGUAUGUAUGCGUGUAUAUGUAUAUGUAUAUAUGUAUAUAUAUGUAUGUAUACAUAUAAAUACAUACAUACAUACAUACAUAUAUAUAUAUAUAUAUAAUAUCUGUUUAGUGCAACUUUGUACAUAUAAUAUGCUAAGAAUGAAUGCGGAGAGGUGUGUGCGUGUGCGUGUGCGUGUGUAUGUGUGUGUGUAUGUAUGUAUGUAUGUAUGUAUGUAUGUAUGUAUGUAUGUGUGUGUAUAUAUGUGUAUGUAUAUAUAUAUAUAUAUAUAUAUAUAUAUAUAUAUAUAUAUAUAUAUGAAAGUAAAAUCUUUACUAUGUUUCAUAUAAACAUGUUGCUCAGAGCAACAGCAAAAUUGCCAGACUCUGAUUGUUAUUGUUAAAACAUUUUGUUAAAAAUUGAAAAUCACAGCGUAUGAGAACUAUUAAUCGUAUUUUUUUAAAAAUACGAUCUCUUGUUUUAAACAUGUUUUUUACAUCGAUGAAUACUAGUUAAUAUUUUUUCCGGUAAACUCGACAGAUACAAGUGAUACCAGAUACCAAGCGGUAUGUCAAUUAGCCUAUUUUCCUACGUUUUUUUUUUCGAAAUGUAUGCGAAAUAUAUAUUAGGCUACCGCUCAUGUCUGUUAAAUAGUUAUCAAAAAGUAAAAGAAAUACAACUUAAAAUUGUUAAAGGUUUCUGUUUCUUCAGUGUAGUCAUUAAAUUAUAAUGUCGAGUAGGAAAUUAUGAAUUUUUUGGGCAAUAUAUAUCAGAAUAAUGUUUUCAUACUUCCACAUUUGAUAAUGUAAAUUAUAUCGCACUCCCUUUUUAAUUUGUAAAUGAAUAAAUGAUGUAAAUCUUAAUCAAUUAUUGCAUGUGUAAGAUAUGUACAUAUAUACAUAUAUAUAUACAUAUACACACAUAUCUUUAUAUAUGUAUACAUAUUAGGAUAUAUGUAUAUACAUACAUAUGAUAUAUAAAGAAAAAAAUAUGUAAACACAUUAUAAGAAAGAUUUACAUGGUUUAUUCUUGCUUGAGACAUUACAAUUGCUAUGGCUGUGAAGAAAUAGAAGCUGUAAAAUAUAACCGUUUUCUUCACAAGCAUGAAAACGAGAAACAGAAUCUGGCAACAUUGCAAGGGGUAUAGCAACGCAAUAUAUCCCAUUUGCAUUUUUUUUUAAUUGUGAUUAUCAUUUUUAUCUAUUGUCUAAAAUGUUUAAAUGAAGAUGUUUUCUUUUCUUUAUGAAAUCUUUUGUCAAAGGAAUUGUCACGAUUGGACAUAUUCGUUGCCAUGACUCCAAAUGCAAUUCGAAUGAGUUGUUAGUUAGAAUUAAGGACCUUCUGCCGGAACGUCGAGACGUAAUUCAUGUAUGUCACAUUCCGGUGAGAAGCGUACAGUUUUACGACCAAAUGUAUUCACAGGGUGUUUACUACCAGAAAAAACUGAGAAAACUUGGAAUUUUCAGGAAAUUUACUUUUUAUUCUUGAAAAUCAUAUUUUUAUGGGAUUUUAUUUAUAUUCAAAAAAAUCUUUAAAAUUUUACUUUUAAAUUUCAAUUUUUGUUCUCUAACAAAAUAAUUUCUUUGAUCAAUUUUUCUAGUUAAUGCAAAAUCAAUCUGUAAUAAAUAUGACGUAUAUAAUACACGUACAUAAAUGCCUUAACAUUUAAAGUUGCACGCUCCGUAUCGGAGAAAACAUGAAAAGGAAUGAGAAUACAUGAAAAAGCAUUUAUGUUCCCAUGUGUACAUUCUCGUGCGACUCACAAAUUUUUAUAAAGAAAUUAUUGACAAUAGAAGACAAUACAUUGUUCUAAAUUAAUGUUGUGUUUAAUCCAGGGUUGAACGUUUACGCGUGAAAUAUAAUUUAUAUUACGCGUGUACAAUGUAAAUUAUGUAUUUUACAUGUCAUCUAUGUAAACAAUAGAUCCAUAGAAGAUUCAGAUUUCAUAAAAAUAACAAAAGUUAAUACUAUUUCUUUAUUUUUAAUUUUUAACAUAUAUUUUUAUUUCAUUAAUAAAGUCAGAUCUAUUAACAAUUUUAUAAUUUAAUUACUUUUACUGUGAUAUUUAUCUUAGUUUACAUUGAAUUGUCUACAUAAAAAAAAUUUGUAUAAACAUAAUGUAAAUAAUACGUAAAUUAUCUAUGUAAUUUUGAAAUUUAUGAUACAACCCUGGUUUAAUCACCUUUUGAAUUCUGUACUUUUGAUAAACUACGUGUAUUGCAGACAUAUAUGUCACAUUUAAUUCUUUUUUCUUUUUAGUACUUGUUCAAAAUUUUAUUUUUAAUAUUUAAAAUUUGAAUAAUUUUUCUUUGUGAUUGUAUUAUUAAGGAACAUUAAUAGAUAAAUAAUAAAUUAAAUGAAUUUUAAAACUGCAUUUAAAAUGUUUUUAAUUUUACUUGAAAUUUUGAAUAAAAUUCCUAAAAAACCCAGAAAUUCUCAGGGAUUUCUUUUAUAAAAUUUGAGUAAACAUCCUUCACUUCUCAAGUGCGCUCUCUUAAUAUGAGCACAAUUAUUCACGAGAGACGCAGGGAUACUUUUUAUAAAAUGGUCCGCAUGACGGAAGGUUAUUAACUUUAAAGUAACGAUCAGAGCGAUUCAAUGUUAACUUUAAAUAAAUUUCUUUUUUUUGUUUCAAAUUUUAUUAGAAUGAUUUAAUUUUUGCGAUUAUAAACUGCGACACUGCGAUAUGACUUGUGUAUUGUACUUUUGUAUAUCUUUUUACAUCCUUAUAUCUGUAAAUAGAUAUAUAUAAGGUGAAAUUGAUUCGCGCGGCGGUGAUCGACUGCAGGCUCGAUAAGUCGAUCUCAUCAUUGUACAAGUAUUUAAUUCUCUUAAAAAUAUUCGAAUGAUUUUUUACACUGAAUCGUUUGUCGUUUUAUUAUUGCAUUCGAGAUGUUUUUCUGAAAUGUUAAAAAAUUUAUAUUAAAAAUACUACGGUACCUUCCAAAACA
This is a messenger RNA of Solenopsis invicta (red fire ant), 6830 nucleotides long. RefSeq names its product integrator complex subunit 3 (gene IntS3). Gene Ontology annotation, cellular component: cytoplasm. NCBI's taxonomy places the organism in Eukaryota, Metazoa, Arthropoda, Insecta, Hymenoptera, Formicidae. Bases 444 to 3764 code for a protein of 1106 amino acids. The transcript has 9 exons. The record is from RefSeq and is a predicted model, not a curated record.